Molecule: messenger RNA, 1051 nt
Organism: Nymphalis io (European peacock)
Lineage: Eukaryota; Metazoa; Arthropoda; Insecta; Lepidoptera; Nymphalidae
Gene: THG
Product: probable tRNA(His) guanylyltransferase
Exons: 2
Coding region: 99-1028 (309 amino acids)
Biological process (GO): tRNA modification
Molecular function (GO): tRNA guanylyltransferase activity; magnesium ion binding
Source: RefSeq, a predicted model, not a curated record
CUAAAAUAAGGUAUUUGAAGUACCUAUUACACGCCAGAAAUUGAAAAAAAGUAUUGAAAUAAAAAAUAUAACUAUAACGUGACCUUCGAAAAUAAUAUAUGUUACUUAGAAAUAUUAUAAAUAGUGUAGCAUUAGUAAGAAUUACGAAAUGUGCUUAUAUUAAACCUUUUAAAAUGGCUAAAAGUACUUUUGAAUAUGUUAAAACGUUUGAACAGGAUGAUACUUUACUACCUAACACGUGGAUUGUAGUAAGAUUAGAUGGAAAAUGUUUUCAUAAAUUCUCAGAAGAUCACAAUUUUAAAAAGCCUAAUGAUAUCAGAGCAUUAAAAUUGAUGAAUUAUGCAGCUUUUAAAGUCUUACAUGAAUUCAAUGAUGUCUUGAUGGCAUUUGGUCAAAGUGAUGAAUAUUCUUUUAUAUUAAAAAAGAACUGCUCUCUUUAUAAAAGGCGAGCAGCCAAAUUAUUAACAACUUUAAAUAGUAAAUUUUCUUCAUCGUAUGUAUUUUAUUGGAAUAAAUUUUUUGAUCAGGAACCAUUACAAUAUCCGCCAAUAUUUGAUGGACGUAUUGUUUUAUAUCCUUCUAAUGAAAAUAUUAUCGAUUACUUGAAAUGGAGACAAGCAGAUGUUCAUAUCAAUAAUCUUUAUAAUACGUCUUUCUGGACAUUGGUUUUACAGGGUGGGUUAAGCCCUGCUCAGGCAGAAAAGCGGUUAUGCGGGACUGUGUCUGCUGAUAAAAAUGAGAUAUUAUAUAAGGAAUUUAAUAUUAACUAUAAUAAUGAACCUAAUAUUUUCAAAAGAGGAACAGUGCUAAUGAGAAAAUCACUAUUAAAUGAAUCAUCAAAGAAAUCUAUGUCAGUUAUUGUAGAUGGUCAUGAUGAUAUGUUGAAAGAUACCUUCUGGAAAGAGAACAGUAACUUAUUGUUACCAAAACCCAAACAAAGUAUUAACCAUGAAGGUCCAAUAACAGACAUUAUAAAUGAGCAAAUUAGUAAAGGACAUGAUACAUCAGCUAAUGUAGUCAAGUUGUAAGAAAUAAAAGAUUUAAAGACUUU